This is a messenger RNA of Nezara viridula (southern green stink bug), 1968 nucleotides long. Lineage: Eukaryota; Metazoa; Arthropoda; Insecta; Hemiptera; Pentatomidae. The record is from the annotation of a GenBank genome assembly.
AAGAAAGCUUAUAUAAUGAAAACUUUUGAAUGUAUCGACUAAAUCAAAUAAACAAAUUAAAAAAUAGGCUAUUUAAUUUAUAAAAACAAUGCUGUAAUAAUAUACGUCAAGUCAAUCAGAACGUUAUCAGCUGUAUAUAAGCAGAUAACAGGUACAUUAUCGUCAGUCAGCAGCUUAUCACUUGGUCCGAGUCCAAGUCUAUUACUCUACGGUUUGUUAUAUUUUCUGUUGUUUUAUUUUUAAAUUAGUCCUUUUUAAAAAACAUAUUUAUAUAUAACUUCAUUUUCGUCGAAUUCUCCGAAUUUAUAUUUGUAUUUUAAACAAAAAAUGACUCAACAAGUGCUUGCUAAUUCUCUGUUGAGAAUGACACAAACUUCCUUUUUGCGGCCAACAUUUAUCAGAAAACAGAGUUCCAUAGCCACAAUGAAAUUCAAGACCAUCAAUUUGACCUCUCCAAAACCUUUUGUAUUUCAUGUUGAACUAAACAGACCAGAAAAACUGAAUUCUUUCAACCAUGAGAUGUUCAUUGAGUUCACUGAUUGUUUCAAAGCUCUACACAAUGAUGAAGACUGUAGAGUAGUAUUAUUGUCUGGUGCAGGAAGGAUGUUCUCAGCUGGUUUGGACCUAACUGCUGCAAUGAAGAUGGGAGAAGUACUAGCUGAACAGGAGGAUGUUGCUAGGCGAUGCAAAAUUUUUAGAGAAAAAAUAACUACAUACCAGGAAGCCAUGUCUGCUCCUGAAACAUGUAUUAAACCAGUUAUAAGUUUGGUUCAUAAUGGUUGCAUCGGUGCUGGUGCUAACCUUAUAACUGCUGUGGAUAUAAGAUAUUGUACUGAGGAUACUUACUUUCAAGUUAAAGAAGUUGAAUUAGGCAUGGCUGCUGAUAUUGGUGCUCUUCAGAGACUACCUCUUAUAAUAGGCAAUGCUUCCUUAGUGAAUGAAUUAUGUUUGACUGGGCGGAAAAUAGGAGCUAAAGAAUCUCUGGAAGCUGGGCUCGUUAGCAAAGUUUUCAAAGAUAAAGAAAGUAUGAUUGCAUCCGGAAUCGAAUUAGCUGAGUCAUUAGCACAGAAGAGUCCGGUAGCAGUCCAAAUGACCAAAAGAAAUAUCCUUUAUUCAAGAGAUUAUGGCGUUAAAGCAGGUCUCCAACAUAUUAGUACCUACUUUAUAGAUGCCCGGAUGUGUCCCAGAAGGGUCUCCGAUCCCAAGGCUGACUGGAACCAAGUAAUGCUUCAGAGUGAAGACUUCAUGAACGCUGCGAUGGCUCUUGCCACUAAGAGCCCACCACCUACCUUCUCCAAGUUAUAAAGUUUCUGUAAUUAUUUUAGCGGCUCUCUAUAUCGUAAACCUCAAUACUUUUGAGGCGAUCGUAAUUUAGAUGAUUACUUUAGGCUUACAUCCUUUCAUUUCUGAAUUAUUGAUUAAGGCCAGUGCCAGAGAUUAGUAACCUCCAAUUGUAGGUUGUGUGGUGUAGGUCAAUUGAAUUUAUUAAAAUAAUACACAACAUAAUGUGUGUAAGUAUAAUGUAAAAUACAUUUUACAAUUUUAAAUGUUAAACUCUUCAUAAAAAUAUUCCUGGCAAAGAAAAUUAUAUAUAUUUUUUAAAAUCAUUUGUUAUCGUAGCCGUUCAGUGGAUCUUAGGUAGUAUAAAUGAAUAUUUCCACACUACCAAUGAAUACAAUUUAUAAUAUUUAUUAUAAAUAGUUCAUUUUAUAUUGUAUGCAUUUCAAUGCAGUAUUGUAUUACUCAAUGCCAAAUUUUGUAUUUUGGCAAUAACAGACACGUAUUAUAGAACGAUCAAUUUUAUGAUCUAUUAAGGGAUAUUUUAUAUUUUUUUAUUUGUAAAAAAAAAUAUCGUAUCUGUUUUACUGUACUAAAGAGAACCUAUUUUUGUAUCUAAUUUUGAAAUAAAUAUAUCUAUUUUUUUUUUUUUAUAAAAAAAAAAUUAAACAAAAAAAACUGAAGAGAAGA